Fonsecaea erecta is the source of this 1437-nucleotide messenger RNA. RefSeq lists its product as hypothetical. NCBI's taxonomy places the organism in Eukaryota, Fungi, Ascomycota, Eurotiomycetes, Chaetothyriales, Herpotrichiellaceae. The transcript has a single exon. The coding region runs from base 1 to 1437 and encodes 478 amino acids. The record is from RefSeq and is a predicted model, not a curated record.
AUGGGCCUGAUGCCCUCCCCAGAUCAGCAAAGUUGCUGCUGCCAGCACGGGUCGCGGUGCACCUGCGCUCUCAAGAAAGACCACCUCGACCCGGUCCCUGAAGACAUCUCGCAACUCCACCAUGCGAAGGAUCAUGCGAAACACCGCCAUAACAUGAACUCCCAUGACCCCAAAACGACGAUAUUCACCAACGGGCAUCACAAGCCAGUUCACAAGUUCAAUGAUGCUCACAACCAGCUCGGAACCCCAUAUAAGAUCCCAUCGCGCUCGAACUCGCUUCAUGGCCACAGGGAGAUUGCUCAGCGUUCCACCGACAGUCUUCCGCUGACCAAGUUCGCCAAACCUUUCCACGAAUCGCCCCUCCAUAACUCGAUAACAGAGGCUAUGCAAAUUGUGGAACGGAAGGUCAAGUCAGAACACAAUUCGCCCGUGCUCGGACCAACAAGAAUGGGAGGGCAUUCGUCAAUACAGGACUUCAAGAUACCCAAUUUCGACCCCCGCGCGUAUGCAUAUUCGCCGUUUGGCACAGAUACACCGCCAACCCAGCCAAACAGCUUACAAAACAGCCAAAACCCAAGUCUGCAAGAUCUGACACUCCCAGAGCGGUUUCCGGAGAACUGGUUCAUGACCUAUGAACAAGCUCAUGAUUACGAGCCCCCACCGUGGGCAAGGUUCAACGACACCUCUUCCACCGACUGGAACAACUUGAACCUAGAUGGCGGUAAUGGUUUCUACAGCCUGAAAAAGGAAAACUCGCCGUACAUGUUGUCCCAGCAAGCUGCUUUCCAGGCUUCUGAGCUGACGAGCCAAAUCAAUCAAGUGGGGAUUACAUCCUCGAGCGAAGAGCCUUCGGAGGUCGAGGAUCAAUCUCCUCCAUCCAUCGCCAACCCGUGGGGUGCCGAACGGUCACUAGCAAAUGAUCGACAGACUGGUCUGGACGCGUUUAACGAUUACAGCAGCGUCGGCGGAGAUGACGCCUCUGAUCGGUUCCGGCUCAGUUCAGCCUCGUCUUACUUUGGGACGCCUCAAGCAAACAUGCUGGCCAAUGACAACCUCGGGAGUCUCGACAUUGACGAUUAUCUGAAGCAGGCGGAAGCGGAGACGAAAAGAAUGCAAAUGCAACAUCAGUUGGCGCAGAUGCAGAUGAACCCGCAAGAGUCCCAAACCCCGUCGCGAUUAUCGAGUGUCAGCAGAGGUAUAACACCCAGCAUUUCUACACCAGGAAGCACUGGCAACGGCGAGCAUCCAUACACCAUCCGUGAGGCACAGAGAUAUGCACAUCCUGAUGGGGUAGCGAAUGUUUCCGUGGAGCAGCCCAGAGCUGCAAUGCCGCCGUCGUAUCUGACAGAUGAUCCGGCGUGGUCAGUAGCGCCUGAUAUGAGCCACCCGGAACUGGUCCUGGACGACGAACGAGAAGAUGAGGACUGGGUUCGGUAG